Molecule: messenger RNA, 1032 nt
Organism: Melitaea cinxia (Glanville fritillary)
Lineage: Eukaryota; Metazoa; Arthropoda; Insecta; Lepidoptera; Nymphalidae
Gene: sNPF
Product: short neuropeptide F
Exons: 5
Coding region: 1-534 (177 amino acids)
Source: RefSeq, a predicted model, not a curated record
AUGACCAGGAACACAAUCUUAGCCCUGGCGAUUUAUGGCCUUACGGUGGUCUGCAUGAUGCCAUCGUCAUCCGCGCAGGAUUUAUCGCAGUAUGACGGAGCUGCGGCAGUCUCUGAUAGUCGAGGCGGCUGGGAUGCUCUCGGGGGCUUAUAUGCGCUCCUCGCCCAACACGACGCCCUAGGCGGCCACGCACUUGCACGCAAGUCGGUUCGUUCGCCUUCUCGCCGCCUACGUUUUGGACGUCGCUCUGAUCCUGAUAUGCCUCUUCAGACACCUCUUGACGAAUUGGACGAGCUUCUGUCUCUGCGCGAAGUCCGGACGCCCGUUCGUCUGCGCUUCGGACGUCGUUCUGACGAACGUGCUGUACCACACGUCUUCCCUCGGGAGGACCAGGACCGAUCCGUGCGAGCUCCGUCGAUGCGUCUUCGGUUUGGCCGCCGCUCCGACAAUAAUAUGUUCUUAUUGCCUUACGAGUCGGCGCUACCUAAAGAAGUGAAGGCGGGAAGCUCAGAAGACGACAGGCAACAAAACUAAACGAUUACAAACGCACGCCGUAGGUAAAUUAAUAUUUCUCCGCUCCAUAAGUAAUAUCCAGCAAGUCUAACUCUAAGGAUAGUCACAGAAUGGCGUUAUGUGUCAAAUUUUUAAUAUCAUCAUUAGAUGUUACUCAAUUUAAACAAUUAUAAACUAUGUGUACAUAAUCAUAUACUACAUUAAUAAUAAUACUGUAUGUUGUUAAAUGUUAUCCUAAAGCUAAAUUUAGCACUUUUGUUUAAAAUGUAUUUAUUUGUUUGUAGUUGUAUCUCUACAUUUUUUGUUGAUGACAAUAUCAAUUGUAGCGAAUAAUUAUACAUUUUUAGAGCUGGGUAAAUGUAAAAUUACUUCGCUAUAUUUUAUCGGACUAUUUAUUGUACUGAACAGCUUUUGAAAUAAUGUAAUAGAUAAUUUUGUAACUCUUGUAGUAAUAAAUGUUUAUUUUUAGGUUCAUAUAGUGCAAUUAAUAAGUUGAAAUAUAAAAAGCUAAUGACUUAA